Messenger RNA from Glycine soja, 2423 nucleotides. RefSeq names its product microtubule-associated protein 70-5-like. The record is from RefSeq and is a predicted model, not a curated record. Gene Ontology annotation, biological process: cytoskeleton organization. Gene Ontology annotation, molecular function: microtubule binding. NCBI's taxonomy places the organism in Eukaryota, Viridiplantae, Streptophyta, Magnoliopsida, Fabales, Fabaceae. The transcript has 11 exons. The coding region runs from base 356 to 2071 and encodes 571 amino acids.
CGGCCUGUUACUGUUAUGCAUUUCAUUUGCUUCACCAAAGGAGAAGGUCAUCAUCUCAUGCCUCUCUCCGCGGUCAAUUCCUUAUACGAAACGAAUACAAUCUUUCAUUUUCUGCCUUUGAACAUCUCUGUAAUUAUUAUAUAUAUGUGUGUGUGUGUGUGUGUGUUUUCAUGAGAGCCUUCAUUUUGUUGUUGAUGCUUUUGGACUCAUCCUACCUUGUCAUUUAGUAGCACCUAAAAAGGAAAGGAACCGAACCAAUUCCAAAGCAUCGUGUAGAGAUAUUCAUUUUAGCCACUGAGUCCUCCCAUCUGUUUGUCAAUCUAUCUGUGUGCAUUUCCCAACGCCGAAAGGAGAAAUGGUGAGCUGUGAAGAGAAAUAUGGAGAAAAGCUUACACUUGUCCAACCAGACCCGGUGGCGUUGGAGAUUAAUCGUUUGCAAAACCAACUCAAAGAAAAAGAUAAAGAACUAGCGACUUGUCAGGGUGAAAUGAAAGCCUUAAGGUCAACUGAAGCUCUGAAGGAUAAGGCCAUAGAAGAGUUGAGAAAUGGAGCCAGUAAACUGGACGAAAGACUUAGAGUUACAGAGGAUCAUCUUAAACAAAAGAAUCUAGAAAUCAAGAAACUGACAGAUGAAAAGAAAGAUGCAUUGGCUUCACAAUAUGCUGCAGAAGCAACACUUAGAAGGGUACAUGCAAAUCAAAAGGAUGAAGAUUUUGUUCCAAUUGAGAGUGUCAUUGCUCCUCUUGAAGCUGAGAUCAAAAUGUAUAGGAAUGAGAUCACUGCACUUCAAGAAGAUAAGAAAGCUUUGGAACAACUCACUAAAUCAAAAGAGUCAGCAUUGCUAGAAGCAGAGAGGAUUCUGCGAAGUGCUCUAGAGAGAGCUCUAGUAGUUGAGGAGGUUCGAAAUCAGAACAUUGACUUGAAGAGACAGAUUGAGAUCUGCCAGGUGGAGAAGAAACUCUUGGAGAAAAACCAUCGUCAAAAGAUUUUGGAAGUUGAAAAGCUUAGCAAAACCAUUCAACAACUUGAGGAAGUCAUCUUAGCUAGUGGAGCUACUGCUAAUGCUGUCCGUGAUUGUCAGCGACAGAUUUCUGAAUUGCAAGAAGAGAAGAGGACAUUAGAGAGGGAGCUAGCAAGGGUAAAAGUUUCAGCCAACAGAAUUGCAAAUGUUGUGGCUAAUGAGUGGAAGGACGAAAAUGAUAAGGUCAUGCCUGUCAGGCAAUGGCUGGAAGAAAGAAGGAUUAUGCAGGGAGAGAUUCAACAGUUGAAAGACAAGCUAGCUAUAUCAGAGAGAACAGCUAGGGCAGAGUCACAAUUGAAGGAUAAACUGAAGUUGAGGCUUAGAACACUAGAGGAAGGCUUAAAGCAUUUCUCCAGUUAUCCAAUCACUUUGAAUGUGUCUUAUGCAUCUCCAAAAGCAGAAAAGUCUAACAUACUAGCUUUCCUAACAACCAAUGGUGGACUUAGAAAGAGAUCCACAUCACAACCAAGGGCAUCUUCGGUUGGAAGCUCUUUGUUCCAGACACCAAAUAUAAAAAACAACACAGACAUCGUAGCUGGGAAUUUAAAGCUGGGGAGCCCUACUAAGAAAUAUGGUUCUACAGAAAAUAUGUUGAAGAAAGGUAUGUGGGCAUUAAGAAGUAAAGUUGCUAAUAAUGGUGAAAAGGAAAAUGAAAUGCAGGUGAAGACAGACAUGACUUUAAACAGAUACACUGAUGAAAGUGAAGCAACAGAAAUUAAAACCAUUGUUAAUUUGGAUGAAGAUGCCGAAAGCAAGAAACCAAACGGUUCAAGCAGGGAUGAUGUGGUUUCAGGUUUUCUAUAUGAUAAGCUGCAAAAAGAGGUCAUCAAUUUGAGGAAGUCUUGUGAAAUUAAAGACAGUAGUUUACUGGCUAAAGAUGAAGAAAUUAAGAUGCUUAUAAAGAAAGUCGAUGUACUGACAAAGGCCAUGGAAGUAGAGUGGAAGAAAAUGAAAAGAGAAGCAGCUGCUAGAGAGAAGGAGGCUUCAUCAACAAAGUCAGAUGAUAACAGGAAAAAAAGAAGCGGAAACUCCUCUAAAAGGGCGAUAUAAAAUUGUUACAGGGCGCUGAAAGAGCGCUGAGAAUUCUUUAUUUGGAGAUAGUUGAAGGCAAUUUAUUUAUCAAAUGGCAUCUUGUGAUUUUUCUCUGUAAACACAAAACAUUUGGUGAGGUAGUAUCCUGAAAUAAAUUUCCGCUGUGGAAAGGAAGUUUGAGAAUCAGUUUCUGUACAAACAUUAGCGUUCAACAUCUUCCUCUAUAUUUGGAUAAAUGACAUGUUUUGUGAAGUGAGUUUUACACAGUAACCAAGUUGGUCACAUGCUUCAGCGACAUGAAACAUGAGGAAACAAGUGGAUUGUAUAGUCCUCAUUAAGUUGUAAAAGAUUUAGGGCCUAUUUGAUUCCA